AUGCCGCACGCAGAAGGUAGCUCGCCCGCUGCCGUCAAGGACGAGCCCGUCGACGACGCUGGCAUCACCAGCAGCAUCCCGCAGGGCGACGACGACGAUGUCGACAUGCUCGACGCCAGCCAUGCCGCCACGGACGCGGCCGCCGUCAAAAGGUCCGACGUCAAGCUCGACGACCUCUUUGCCCACGACGACUCAGACGACGAGUUCCCGUCCUCAGCGCCCGUCAAGGUCGCCCCCAGCUCACCGCAAGGUCCCGGCUCGCCCACAGAUAUCUCUGCCCUCAAGGCGUCCGAUCCAGAGGUCAUGCGCAGCUUCUACCAGCGCCUGUUUCCCUGGCGCCAGCUCUUCCAGUGGCUCAACCACAGCCCGACGCCUACCAACGACUUUGGCAACCGCGAGUUUGCCUUUACUCUACAAAACGACGCGUAUCUGCGUUAUCAGUCCUUUGCCACGGCGGAUCUUCUCCGCAAAGACGUCCUCCGCCUCAUGCCCUCCCGUUUCGAAAUCGGCCCCGUCUACACGACCAACCCGCGCGACCGCAAGACGCUCCGCAAUUCAUCCGCAUUCAAGCCUCUCGCCAAGGAACUGUGCUUCGAUAUCGAUUUGACAGACUACGACGAUAUACGUACGUGCUGUGACAAGGCCAACAUUUGCAACAAGUGCUGGACGUUCAUGACCAUGGCUAUCAAGGUCAUCGACGUGGCGCUCCGGGACGACUUUGGCUUUAAGCACAUCAUGUGGGUGUACUCGGGCCGUCGUGGUGCGCACGCAUGGGUGUGCGACAAAAAGGCGCGGAGCAUGGAUGACCAGAAGCGCAAAGCCAUUGCCGGAUAUCUCGAGGUUGUCCGCGGUAGUUCACAGGGCGGGAAGAAGGUCAACGUGAGGAGGCCGCUGCAUCCCCAUCUUGCCCGAAGCCUGGAGAUCCUCAAGACACACUUCCAGGAAGACGUGCUCUCCGUCCAAGAUCCCUGGUCCACCGACGAGCGCGCCGAUAGGCUUCUGCAGCUUCUCCCCGAUCGCACCCUCAACGACUCUCUCCGCCGCAAGUGGGAUGCCGCGCCCGGCCGCACCUCGACGUCCAAGUGGGCCGACAUUGAUGCCGUCGCCAAGACGGGUGCCAGCAAGAACCUCGAUGCGCGCGCCCUCAAAGAGGCAAAGCAGGACAUUGUUCUGGAAUACACCUAUCCUCGCCUCGAUAUCGAAGUCAGCAAGAAGCUCAACCAUUUGCUCAAGUCGCCCUUUGUCGUGCACCCCGGCACUGGCCGCGUCUGCGUGCCCAUUGACACGUCCAGCGAUGACACCAUGGAGAACUUUGACCCGCUCGGCGUGCCGACGGUACAGAGCCUCCUCGCCGAGAUUGACGCCUGGAAGGGCAAUGACGAUGAGGACGGCGCCCCUGCAGUGGCGGACUGGGAAAAGACGAGCCUGAAACCGUACGUAGAGUACUUUCGCUCGUUUGUGGCCGGCAUCAUGCGCGAUGAGCGGGAUGCGCGCGUCAAGAGAGAAAGGGAGGAUGAAUCUAUGGAGUUUUAG
This is a messenger RNA of Akanthomyces muscarius, 1533 nucleotides long. RefSeq lists its product as uncharacterized. Gene Ontology annotation, cellular component: alpha DNA polymerase:primase complex. The coding region runs from base 1 to 1533 and encodes 510 amino acids. The record is from RefSeq and is a predicted model, not a curated record. Lineage: Eukaryota; Fungi; Ascomycota; Sordariomycetes; Hypocreales; Cordycipitaceae. The transcript is spliced from 4 exons. Gene Ontology annotation, biological process: DNA replication, synthesis of primer.